CUCGGAACUAGGAAACGUGGCAGUGAACUGCACCAUGGCUCCGUCCCAAACUACCCACACAGCAGCCUCUCCCAGAGGUGGCGUAGUCUACUGUUAGUGCUGCAGUGGGCGGAUUGAGACAUCCACCACUUACUUUUAGCUGUGUUUUAACUCCACUUUCUGAGGAGACUAUGCAGCGGGAGCGCUUGUUAAAGGUGUUAGUUGUAGGGGAUCUGGGUGUAGGGAAGACGGCCAUCAUCAGGCGCUACGUGCACCAGGUUUUCUCUCAUCAUUACCGAGCCACCAUCGGAGUGGACUUCGCGCUCAAAUUGCUGCACUGGGACCCGAGCACCGUCAUCCGCCUCCAGCUGUGGGACAUCGCCGGACAGGAGCGAUAUGGCAACAUGACUCGUGUGUAUUACCGUGAAGCAGUAGGGGCACUGGUGGUCUUCGACAUGACCCGAGCAUCCACUUUCCAAGCUGUACUUAAAUGGAAAGGUGACCUGGAUGCUAAAGUGGCCCUCUGUAAUGGUCACCCGGUGCCAGCUGUCCUGUUGGCGAAUAAGUGUGACCAGCAGUCACAUGGCAUGUGUGCCAAACUACCCAAGAUGGAGAGUUUUUAUAAAGAGCAAGGAUUCCUGGGCUGGUAUGAGACAUCGGCCAAGGAUAACACAAAUAUUGACAAAGCCAUCAUGCGCCUGGUUGAGCACAUCAUGGCAAGUGAUGGCGAGAAACCUGCAGUUGACUCAGACCCCAGUCGGGUGAUCCUGCCAACAUCGAACAACAACCUCCACGAACGCAGGCAAUCCAGCUGUUCAGCCUGUUCCAGACCGGACACACUUCCCAAAGAGCAUGAGCAAUUCUAGCAGUAGAGAAAAUAGAAUAUAUAAAUUACCUUUAUGUACUUAAAUGCUAUUGGUGAUGGCGAUUAUUAUUUAUACCAGCAGUUCUUGUUUAUGCAUUCACUGCACUUUUACUUAUAACAUGUUAAGACUCGUCAUGGUUUUUGCAUAUAGAUGGUGUUUCACUUUUUGAGCAUCAAAUGCUCAUGGAAUGACAGUUGAAUGCUUGAAAAAGAGGAACGUGUUUUUAAGUAGUACAGUUGUUGGUUUUGCUGAACUAAGCAACACAUCAGGACUGUUGAGGAAACUGAGAGCAAACCAUUAACACCUCUGUCUAAAACAAGUGUUUCCAGUAGAAAAUGCUGCCUAAAGCACCGUCAACACUGAGAACACCGAGACUUUUACACGCUGUAAUAGAGCAGCUGCGUGGGCAAAUGGAAUAGAAAAUGUAUUCAUAUUUAAUUUUUGAAAUUGAUUAAUUAAUUGUUUAUAUACACGCCCAAAACUCUCACAGACUUUGUUUCAAAUUAAAAUAAUAACAGAAUGUUUGUUUCGACAUCUUUAACUGAAAUAAAUGUCAGUACACGUUGUUAUGAUGUGUGAAAAUGACAUGUUUAACAGCAGCAAGUGGUCAUACAGAACAAAAAAUAUUAAUGUAGAUGCAAGACGCAUAAUGAAGGUUUAAAAUAAUAGUAGUUAGGCGUUAGGGGAUAAUGUUUAGGCUUAUAAUGGAAUAGAAAUCUGAUUGAAUUGUGUCAUCUUUACGGAUUCACAACUAUAUCUGGUUCAGAAUAGAUCUGGUUUCCAUUUUAUCUUGUGUAAAUGUUUAUAAGUAAAAUUCUCCAGCCUUGAAUUGUGUGUGUGUGUGUGUGUGUGUGUGUAUGAGUAUGUAUGAGUAUGUAUGAGUGUGUGUGUAUGAAUGUGUGUGUGUGUGUGUGUGUGUUUAUGGGAGACACUAAGCAGGUGCGUGCCUGCUGUUUAAAUCUGUCCCAAGCUGUUAAUGCUGCAUAUCUAAAUGGUAAAGCUGCUCUGCUGAAGUGUUAAUGGUGUUAGAACCCAUAUGUCCCUGUGCACUGUGUAAAUAAUUAUCACAGGCAGACACCCUGUCCCUCUUUUAUGCCCUCCACAAUUUUAAGAUCGUCACAGCUGUUCCCGGCUCUAAAAAAUACUGCACAGACACUAAAUAAUAGGUGUUUUUGCAAAGUAUCGUUCUGUCUGUUGAAUGUGUACUGAAAUGUCCUCUUGCAUUUGGACAGCAGGUCUAUUUGUGGCCUAAUUGUAAUUUGGAAUUGUUUCAUGGCCCAAUUCUGCAUGUACAAUUGCAGCGUUUUGUGUGAACUGAAAAUAGACAAGCAUCUGUUUCAAUGACCUUUCAGUGCCGUUUCCUCAGCUGACAUAAUGGCGCCAUUUGCAUCGCCAAAUAAAACUGGGGGAAAGUCAUUUUUUCAAGAUGUCAAACGUCUAUGGCUCAUUGAGAUUUGAAUUGCCUUGUGAAUGAAUGGUUAUGUGAUACUGAAUCCCAGUUUGGUAUAUGUCUUGAAGUGAUGAGGCUGUUGAAGGGCUUGGUAGUCCACAGCAAGUAUUUUUCUAGAUGUGCUAGUGUUUAUUUGAGACAUAUUUAUAGAAGGUUAAUCAUAUUCCUCUUCAUAAUAGCAGUGUUUUAGUGGGGGG
Molecule: messenger RNA, 2492 nt
Organism: Ictalurus punctatus (channel catfish)
Lineage: Eukaryota; Metazoa; Chordata; Actinopteri; Siluriformes; Ictaluridae
Product: Rab32_Rab38 domain-containing protein
Exons: 3
Coding region: 171-845 (224 amino acids)
Biological process (GO): vesicle-mediated transport
Cellular component (GO): trans-Golgi network; vesicle; Golgi apparatus
Molecular function (GO): GTPase activity; GTP binding
Source: RefSeq, a predicted model, not a curated record